Molecule: messenger RNA, 2370 nt
Organism: Blepharisma stoltei
Lineage: Eukaryota; Ciliophora; Heterotrichea; Heterotrichida; Blepharismidae
Source: the annotation of a GenBank genome assembly
AUGAAACUAUUAGAUGUCUUGCAAGCUAGAAGCACAAAAAGAGCUUCCACACAUCCACCAAGCGCAGAUGCAACACAAGCAGAUUUAGAUAUGCCUCCUGCUCCGAGUUCUACCUUUAUGUGCAGCCCGAAAAAUGCUUUGCAUAUUAUAAUACCUAGUAAAAAUGUUGAAGAUGAUAAUGAUUUAUCAUCUACUGAACGACUUAAACGAGAAAUCAGAAAUACUCCUGUCAUUAAUAGCAAAUAUUUACCUAUAUGACAAAGGAUGAGGGUGAAGAUAAAAACAAAUCUACGCAUGAAAUCUUUGAGAAGCGAAAUUAAAUUGUAUGGGACAAAUACAGCUGUAAUGAACGAAUUGAAGUUAGAUCAUAAAAGCUUUAUUGAGAAUAAAGACAAAAAAAAUGAUUUAUUGAGGGAAAUGACUGGAAUUUCUAGUCGGCCAGAUGUCGGGUUUUUUAUUAUUUUGCCGACAAGCAAGUUUAAAAUAUAUUGAAACAUCGUAUUGAUAUUUUUAUUAAUAUAUACAGCUACACUAAUGCCUUAUAAUUUAGCUUUUGGAACUGACGUAAAAUAUAAUGCUUGAUGAUGGAUUGACCUAUGAAUUAAUAUUUUAUUUGGGAUUGAUGUAUAUAUAAAUAGUGUCUCAGCCUAUUAUAACAGCGAAUCUAUGCUGAUUUUAGACCAUUGCACCAUUUUUUACCAUUAUUUAAGAACAUGGAUGAUUUUUGAUUUAAUUGCAUGUUUUCCCUUUAAUUUAGUAAUGGAUGAUAAUUCAGGGUCCAGUGCGACUUCAGGGAAUUAUAACAAUUUAGGAAAACUCGCAAGAAUUCCAAGGCUUUAUAGACUUUUUCGAAUUUCGAGACUCUUUAAAAUGCUGAAAUAUUAUAGAAAUAGUGAAUUCAUGGAAAAAAUGCAAGAAUUUUUAAGCUUGAAAAACAGCGUUAUGAGAUUAAUGAGUUUUUUUACUGCAGUUGCUAUAUGCAUACAUGUAAUGAGCUGCAUAUGAUAUUUUUCAGCUAAGCUGCAGGGCUUUUCUCCAGAAACUUGGGUUGUCAGAGGGGGUUAUCAAGAUCUAGACAAUUCCACACUUUAUUUAUUAUCUGUUUAUUGAGCGUUUACUACACUAACUACAGUCGGUUAUGGCGAUAUCCACGCUUUUACAGAUUUUGAAAAAAUGCUUGCAAUUUGUUGGAUGAUUUUUGGCGUCUGCUUUUUUUCUGUUACGAUUGGGAGUUUAUCUUCAAUGCUGAGUGGUAUUGAUACAAAGUAAUAUUUAUUUAGAGAAUCAAUGCUUUCUACGAAAUUAGCAAUAAUUGAUGAAUUCGCCAAGGAGUCCAAAUUAAGCAAAGAAUUUAAAAUUCGACUUCGCCAUGCAUUGAAAUACUCCACAGAAAAAUCAGGGUUUUCCUGGGAUGAUAAACAAGACAUCUUAAACGAGCUCCCAAAAAACCUUCGCUAUGAAGUAGCUUUAGCUAUGCAUAGAGGCGCUGCUAAAAAAAUUCCAUUUUUCUCAGAAAGGGACAUUGUAUUUGUUGCCUCAAUUGUUCCAUUUCUCAAACAUAUGUUAGUAGAAAACCAAUCUUUUGUCUAUUUAGAAGGAGAAUUUUCUGAUGAAAUUUAUUUUAUUGCAAAAGGAAGAGUCUGCUACACUUUUGGGCCAAAAAAUACUGGAUUUAGGACUUUGUUAAGAGGAAGCUACUUUGGAGAUAUAGAAGUAAUAGAGCAAUGCUCUCGCAAAUAUUCAGUAAAAGCAGUAGGUAACUGUCACUUGCUUGUCAUGAAUAAGCCGCUUAUUGUACAUAUUUCCAAAGAAUUCCCUUUUAUAUGAAAAGAAAUGGUAAAAGUGUCAAAAAAAAGAGACAAACUUAACAAAGCUGGAAUAAAGCAAGUAAAAGAAUUGAUAGAGCUGCAAAAUAAUGGAAGUUUGUCAGGAAAACCUUUGCAGGAUGUAAAGAAGUUAAUAAAUAAUAUUUGCGAUGAAGCAAGCGCUGAAGAAGACAGUGAUGGGAGUGAAAUGAAUAAUCCCACGUUGGAUGGAGUUUUUCAAGCUAUUGGUGAAAGAAAUAAAAGCAUAUGUGAAAUUGAGGAAAAUUUGGAAAAUAUGCUUGUGUCUGCAAGAAAAUUGCUAAAAGCUGCUAAAGAAGGAAAGCAUGGAAGUUUGCCACCUAUAAAAUCAAGGGCGUCUUCUUUAAGCUUGAUAGAGUCAGUCAUUGAAACGAAGUCAAACCACUUUAUAUCAUCUGCAGAUGUCUCUGAAAUCAGCAUAGAUAAUAUUAAUAUUGAUAAGACGCCAGGGGCGGAAUCAGGAGUCGUUAUUUUUAAUACAAAAACGAGUGAAAAUGAAGAAGAAAAACUAAUAGCUGAUGAAUAA